This is a messenger RNA of Cryptococcus wingfieldii CBS 7118, 2163 nucleotides long. RefSeq lists its product as hypothetical. Gene Ontology annotation, biological process: regulation of DNA-templated transcription. The coding region runs from base 1 to 2163 and encodes 720 amino acids. The transcript is spliced from 7 exons. Gene Ontology annotation, cellular component: nucleus. NCBI's taxonomy places the organism in Eukaryota, Fungi, Basidiomycota, Tremellomycetes, Tremellales, Cryptococcaceae. Gene Ontology annotation, molecular function: DNA-binding transcription factor activity, RNA polymerase II-specific; transcription cis-regulatory region binding; zinc ion binding. The record is from RefSeq and is a predicted model, not a curated record.
AUGAAUCCCUCGCCUGCUAAACGCCCGCGGAGAACAUCCACCCCCUCCCCUGAGCCUCGCCAGGGACCUUCCAUCUCCCCUUCCCGCCAGCUUCCGCCUAUACAAGGGACGCCUACGCUACCGCCCCCCUUCGGCGGAAGCGCCGGCUGGAGCGCUGGGUGGAGAGGCGGGUCCAGGAGGUCAGGUGCGGAAGAAUCCCCGUCGCCCAAAGACGAAGAGCCUAUCGCUGGGCCCAGUACCAGCGGGCCCAACGCCGGUACGAGCGAACAGGGGUCAUCCAUGGUUUUCACGCGAGACACGGGCGGAAGAGCGCCCAGAAGUAUGAUGGCAUGUGUCAGAUGUCGGCGGCAAAAAAUGAAGUGUGAUGGGCCGUCCUCGGUGCCCUGUCGGGGCUGUCGCACGGCAGGCCAGCAAUGCAUCUUUGAACCUCGCUCCCGCCCGAAAUCCAUAUCAGUCAUCCCCUCCCGCCCAUUCUACCCCGGCCGGCCAGGUUCACCAGCCUCAUUCUACCCUCCAGGCGCCCAGCCUGCACCGCCCGUCACCUCCCGCCCUAUGGGUCAAGAAUACGCAUUUCGUCCCUCCAGCAGAGAACAGAUGGGUCCACCCCCAGGCUCUACCAUGGGCUCUGUAUACUCUGGUAUGACCAGCCGCCGCAGUCCCGGUCCGCCAUCGAUAGCGUCAUCCGCCAACAUCCCGCCAAGUCCAUACGGCUACCAAACAGCCCCUCAAGCGCCUCCCCAAGUCAUCCACCCCCCGCCAUUUGCAGUACCUAUCCCCCAACGUCCUAUGUCACCCACACGCACAUCCACCGACGCCCGUCUACAUGCGCUUGAACGCACCCUCGAAUCCACCCUCCGUCCCCUUUCGUGGGUACCCAGCGCCCUAUCCACACUACAAUCGUCCGUCAACGACCUCCGCGCACAAGUAGCUCCCAGGCGUGUGUUUACAGUCGCAGAGGGUACGUGGGACUGUUACAGGACGAGGGUUUGGCCCUUGACGCCGUGGCUCGUCGGGUUGAGGGACGGCGCGGGCUUGCCGGGGAUGGUGGCGGAUAUGAUGGGCAGGCGAGCAGAGGAAGUUGCCAGAGCGGGUCAGCAGGGGCAAGGUACGAGUACUAUCGGGCUGGAAGGGGAGGCGAGGAGAGAGGUGGGGAGGUUGAUUGGGGAAGGAAGGGAGUGGGCAAAGGAAGAAGUGCAUGGGUUGUGUGUGCUUGCGACGUGGACAAACGACAGAACGUAUGCGGCAUUGGCUGUGGCGGAAGCAAGAUCGCUAGGCAUGCAUGCCCUCCGAAGAACUCAGGACAAUUGGCGGGAAUGGGCUUACGUUGUCAUUAUGGAUACCAUGUGUCACGUUCCCGACUAUCUCGAUCCUGUCACCCGCACAAGACUUUCGGGCCCAUGGCGUGAAAGGCUGGGCUCGAUGCCGACUUCGGAUCCUGCCAUCAGGGAGAGAGAUUCAAGACUGCUGGCAUGGCUAGUGUACGCCGAGCUUCUCGGUGAAGUGUUUCAGUACCGCGAAACGCCAGCCACGGGCAAUCCUCUCGAGAUGCGGGAAGAACGUCUCGUGGGUCCUUGGUCGCAAUUUGGUCAGCACUGGGAUGCUUGGGCAUCCGAAUUCGAUGUUCGAAACGAUCCCAUUCUUUCACUCUACCACAUGUAUGCUGUCUUGUUCACUGUCACACCCGUGUGCUUUGCGGACGACAGAUCAUGGGAAGAGCUUGCGACGUCGCCAGAAGGGCAGCAGUUAUUGGAACGGGGCAAGGACGCCGCUAUCAGCUUGAUUCAGUCCAUCUGCUCUACAGAAGUUGGCCGCACGCUUUCAUACUCAUUCCCGCUCUAUAGACCCCUUCUCGCCUUGGCCGUUCUCCACCUCAUAUCCUUCGCUGCCGCCCUGCCUGCUGUCCCGGCCGUCCAAACUGCCCAAAGCAGCAUCCUCCACGCCCUCCGACAAGCGUACGAAACGCUCAAUCUCCAUGUUCCCCAGCGCGAAGCUCUCCCUGGUCCAGGGGCUGGUGUGGGUUUGGCAUCCGGAACGGGAGGGGCAGGACAGGGUGCGACAAGCGGUCUAUUAGGGGAGGUGGCAGAGACGGGGAGGUUGGAGUUGGGCAAGAGGUGGUUGGAGUUGAGUGUGGGGAGGGAUGCGUGGAGGAGGAUUGUGGGGUGA